Messenger RNA from Vitrella brassicaformis, 3547 nucleotides. Lineage: Eukaryota; Vitrellaceae. The record is from the annotation of a GenBank genome assembly.
CAUUUGUAUUGGAUGGCGUGUGGUAUCAACGUUUCCACAGAUGCUUUGUCUCAUUACACGCUGCACACACAGAUGUGCGUCUCCUGUCUGCAUGGGCGUACACGCGUGUGUGGGUGUCUGUCUUGGUCUCAUCCUGGGAUCUCCCAUCCCUCCCUCCCCUCCCCUUAGCGUACGUCCCUCAUCCCUCAUCCGCCCUCUAAUUGUCGCACACACUUGACGCACUCGCCUCUCUCACUCUCGCGUGGAUCGCUCUCUGUCUUUCUGCCUGUUUGUGUGCAGAUGAAGGGCACACACACAGACACAGACACAGACACUGACGCAAAGGCAGAGGCAAACGUAAUAGCUACCCACAGACGGACGGAUGCCCCUCUUCCCUCUUAUCUACGUCACUCAAAUGGCCAGCCAGCGGCAGCUUGGCUGAAACACAGCUCUACCUCUAUGCUCACUGGCAGCACAACACAUCACAACACACGGCACGCACAUGUGACAAAGUUCUCCUGGCAAAUAUCUGCCUGGGCGGCAUCAUCGGGCCAGGGAGGGGCAGGGAAAGGGGGGAGGGGGUGGGGUGGGAUGGGUGAGGGGGGCGGUCCAUCACGUCAUAUGUAUCGGCAAAAACCGAGCGACACGACACGACACGACACAAGAAAAGAACUGAUUGAUGGAUGAAUGGAUAGAUGGAUAGCAGGUUCGUGAUGUUGACAGGUUAACAGGUUAAGGGGCAAACAGCCCUCCCACACGACACGCACACGCACACACACACACACAAACAUGCCGAGGAAAAGACGAUAUCAGCAGCCAGGCACACCACAGGACGAAAGCAACGCAUUUCACCGAUUGAAACGAUCCGCAUAGCCAGAGACAGGCUCGUGCGAGAUCCGACAGAUGGAUGGAUGGAUGGAUGGCAUGGGAAAACUCCCUCCCCGAGACGCCCGUCUGCCUAAACGACUAGAGCGGCUCAAGGGGAGGGGAACAGCUAUGCGGGUCCGCAUGGCAAACAUGGCCCCAGAUGAUGUGCCUGUGGCGGGUGUGGAUGGAGGUGCGGACCCACCCACCCACUCACGUACGGAUGCAAAAGCCCACAUGCACAAAUCACGCACCACAAUACGGCACAAAGAGGGAGAGGAGAGCUGCCUUUCCUUCAGAUGCGGGCGGCGUGCACGGAUGAAGUAAUGAGUGGAUUAGCCGACAAAAUGAGAGAUAGAGGUACGGAGGGAGGAAUAGACGACACGCACGCGUAAGCACGUCGCGUAGAAACGGGGAAAGCUGCGCUUCCGGCUGUGCAAUGGCCGUGGUGUGGUGUGGUGUGGUGUGGACGGACUAUUACCCUAUCGACUAUAUGUAAUGUACGCUGGUUGGUCAGAUGAUCGUCACCCGAUGCAGGCAGACACACGACACCGCUAUGCCCGCCCACAUACAUCGGAAAAUACGCACAAUACACACACACGUACACAGAGAGAGGCACGCAGACAGACAGGCAAAGAGACAGCCAGCCAGCCAGCCAGCCAGACGGGCAGACGGGCAGGGAGGUGAGUACACACUCGGACAAAUACGUACAUGUACAUGCUUACGUCGACGUACGCGUAUACGUAUAUACAUACAUACAUAUAUACACACGUACACACGUACACACAUGCACACGUGCGCACACACAUGCACACGUGCACACACACAUGCACACGUGCACACAUACAUACAUACAUACACAUACCAUACAUACAUACAUACACAUACCCACGUGUGUGGGUGCAUACAUACAUACAUACAUACAAAUACCCACGUGUGUGGGUGCAGAGAUGUGGCUAUCAAUGGGUAUAUCCCGUCCGGCCGGCCGUCCCAUGUUCCACAUGGCUGCAUGCGCACACACUUACCUGCCUGGCUGCCUGACUGCCUGACUGUACACAAACAAAGGCCUUUCUGUAGACAACAAGCGAGAAAGUGAGAGUUGGUUAGGUUGGGUUAGAGCGGCAGCCGGCCUGUACACGAGAGAAGAAGAAAAGAGUACCUGGAACCUAGCCCCUCCCCCUCCCGCCACAAGAUGGUGCGUGAAAAGACUGCCUCUCAGUAAGAAACCGCCACUGCAUGUGUGUGCCUGUGUGUCUGCCUGUCUGUUAUGUGUGGCGCACAGAAACGCCUGUCAUACAUAAGAUGGAGAGAGAUACCCAGCGUGGCCCAGCAGGCAUGGAUGGAUGGAUGGAUAUCAAGAGAAGAGAAAGGAUAGAAGGACGGAAGAAAGAAAAAGACCAUAUGACCACAAAUGCGUACAUGAAGUGAGUACGCACAGGGAUUGAGCGACACAUACACAUAAAAACACCACCCUGUAGGCCCCCGGCACCCACAGUCCACGCGCGUCGGUCAUCCAUCCAGCCAGCCAGAAGGACAUUCCCCCCACCCAGCCCCAAGUCCCAUCAUCAUGACAAUGUACGCAACAAUCCAUGUAUGUAUCCACAUAUCCGCGCAUUCAUAAGGAGUGAGUGAGUGAGUGAGUCAGUGAGUGAAUCACUGACUUCCCCGUCUGCCGCGGCCGCCCGUGCCCCCCCUGCUGGGGCCGCCCCCACGAUUGCGAUUGCGAUUGCCCGAAUGCUGCCUCGUGCGACCAUCCCCACUGCCGGCACCGAGUGACCUGACGCCAUAGAUGACCAGGCUGUCCCUCGUCGUAUCGACGGCUUCACCCCCGCCACGCAGCUGCCGCCCUCUGCGAUGCGGUCUCCUGUGCUCGCCGCCCCCGUCAAAGGUGUGCGAGGCGAUUAGGGCUUGCCGGGCGUCCGUGAGGCGGUAUCCCCAUCUCGUGAGGUUGAGCGUGUAGCCGCCUGUCAGCUGCAGCUCGUAGCGGCCGCCCGAGUACUCGACCAUGCUCUCGAUGCGGAACAGCAUCGAGAGGGCUGCUGCUUCUGCUGAUGGUGACGUUUUCGUCCCGGUGCCCAUGGUGGCCGUGGCGCGUUGGGUGUUGGUGCUGGUGUGUUGUGCCAUGGGUGCGCGUGGGAUAAGGAUGGUCUCGAGUCUCUCGAAGGCAUGGAGUGGGCGAGAGAGGAAAGCGGUGACGCUCAGGAGUGCGGGGGAGCCGGGGUGGGCUGACGAGAGGGGGGAGAGGGAGAGGGAGAGGGGCGAGGAGUGCACCAGCAAACGAGUGGCUGAUACACAUAGACGGACAAUCAGACAAGCACACAGACAGAUCCACCCACAAGCCGCCAGGCACACGCACCAGAGUCAUCGGUGAUUCAUCACGCCUGUCUCCCCUCCCAAGCCAUGUGUUCGUGAGUCCCCCUGUGCGCGUACCGAUGAGGACAGCGCAGACGAGUGUGGCGGUGAGUACGAUGGACAGGGCAGACAGCGCCAUCACAGCAGCCUUCAAGUAGAGCGUCUCUCGCUGCAGGCGUGCAGCUGAGGCCGUGCUGGCGGGGCGGUCCACACUGGAAAUGGUGUGUGUGGUCGGCAGGGACUCUGCCACAUCAGGCAGUUGCUGGGACGCACGAGCCAUAACAGACCUUGGCAAGGGCGGCUCGGACAGGGCCGUAUCCAUCAUCUCGUGCGCUCUCCCGGGGAAGGAGGA